AUGUUGUCGGUGCCUCAAACCGCCGUCGCUGCUAGGAACAUGCUCGGUCUCGCCUCACGGCAGUUCCCCAAGGUCGCCGCAUCAACAGUGCCGUCUGCGCGAAGCUUGUCGACUAAGAAGAAUGUAGACAACGAUGUGACUUUGCUCCAAGACAAGAACGGGUUUGGAUUCGCUCGAUCGAACCCCAGACCCCCCAAGCCAAGGAGCAAGGGUGUCACAGAAAUCAGAGGUCCCUACUACUCGGUAAUGGGUAAGAGAUAUCUUGCCGAUGUGCUGGAAACCAUGGGAACGCAUGUGGAUGGAUUGAAGUUUGCAGGUGGCUCGUUCUCUCUCUUUCAAGAGAAGCCUCUGAGAGAGCUGAUCGAGCUGGCUCAUGAGCAUGGAGUUUAUGUAUCAACGGGCGGCUGGGCCGAGCAUCUUCUCACGCACCCGGAUCCGAACGCUGUAUUCGACAAGUAUCUUACCAAGUGCAAAGAUCUUGGAUUCGACGUGAUCGAACUAUCAUCCGGCUUCUUGUCGUUCCCGGAAGAUGACUGGCUCCGUCUGGUCGACAAGGUCCAUUCUUACAAGUUGAAAGCGAAACCUGAGUUGGGAAUUCAGUUCGGUGCUGGCGGCGACACCCCGGCUUCUGGUCUCGAGGCAAUUGGCACUUCCGACCCGGGCAAGCUCGUUAACCUGGGCCAGAAGUUCCUGAAUGCCGGCGUUGAGCGCCUGAUGAUCGAAUCCGAGGGUAUCACAGAGAACGUGGAGUCGUGGCGGACCGACGUGGUGUCUAAGAUCAUGAAGGAGCUUCCAUCUGAGCGCGUCAUGUUCGAGGCAGCGGAUCCCAAGUUAUACAAUUGGUAUAUCCGUGAGUUUGGCAUUGAUGUCAACCUGUUUGUCGACCACAGCCAGAUUGUGCAAUUGUCGUGUCUGCGCCACGGAAUCUGGGGCACUGCCGAUACCUGGGGAAAGAUCGUAUCGUUCCGGCCCUGA
Messenger RNA from Aspergillus melleus, 975 nucleotides. Its product is annotated as phosphosulfolactate synthase. The record is from RefSeq and is a predicted model, not a curated record. The coding region runs from base 1 to 975 and encodes 324 amino acids. The transcript has 5 exons. Lineage: Eukaryota; Fungi; Ascomycota; Eurotiomycetes; Eurotiales; Aspergillaceae.